AUGGCCCGGGCUGGAUCGGGACCCCCCAGGCGUGAUGCACUGGGCCUCCUCAGUCGGGAUGUUUCACAUGGCUCUGGGUCCCAGCGGCACGAGCCUGCAACACUUAACCAGCGCCUCGCAGUUGUCCCCAGCCCAGCUCCCGUCCAUUUGAAGCUCAUGAUGGAGACAGACUGCUCAGUGAAAGAGGUGUCGGCACUCCUCCUCUGCUCUGUCCUCAUCACAGUCACAAUGCACCAAGUGGUCCUGGGAGACCACGGCCAACGCGCCUCCAACGGCAAAUGA
Knipowitschia caucasica is the source of this 282-nucleotide messenger RNA. NCBI's taxonomy places the organism in Eukaryota, Metazoa, Chordata, Actinopteri, Gobiiformes, Gobiidae. The record is from the annotation of a GenBank genome assembly.